Molecule: messenger RNA, 684 nt
Organism: Penicillium brasilianum
Lineage: Eukaryota; Fungi; Ascomycota; Eurotiomycetes; Eurotiales; Aspergillaceae
Source: the annotation of a GenBank genome assembly
AUGGAUCGUCCAGUUGGCCCUCCCGUUGAAGUAAGACAGGCCUUGCCACCACCCUCGACCACAAUUACCGGUCACGCUGUCCAGCUGGAACCAUUGGACCCCAAACACAUCGACGGCUUGUACCCCCUCAUCGGACUAGCCGAGCAUGCCAGUCUCUGGACAUACAUCCCCAAAGGCCCCUUCACCGACAAGACCUCCUUCGCAGAAGCCAUCACAGCCUUCUCCGAAUCCACCGACCCCUUCUUCUACGCCAUAAUCAACAAAUCCACCCAAAAGCCAAUCGGCUUCUUCAGCCUCCUCCGCAUCGACCUCACCAACCGCGUCAUCGAGAUCGGCUUCAUCAUUUUCUCCCCUCUUCUGCAGCGCACGACCGCGGCCACCGAGGCCGUGUAUCUCCUUGCGAAAACGGUCUUUGAGGAUCUAGGUUAUCGCCGGUUUGAGUGGAAAUGCGAUAAUCUUAAUGCGCCUUCUAAAAAGGCGGCGGGGCGGUUUGGGUUUACGGCGGAGGGGGUGUUUCGUCAACAUUUGAUUGUCAAGGGACGGAACCGGGAUACGGCUUGGUUUUCGAUCUUGGACUCGGAAUGGCCGGUCGUGAAGGCGGCGUUUCAGAAGUGGUUGGAGCCGGGCAAUUUCGACGCUGACGGCAAGCAGGUGCGUUCUUUGGUUGAGCUGAGGGGUGUUUGA